Medicago truncatula (barrel medic) is the source of this 626-nucleotide messenger RNA. RefSeq lists its product as uncharacterized. The transcript has a single exon. The coding region runs from base 40 to 447 and encodes 135 amino acids. The record is from RefSeq and is a predicted model, not a curated record. NCBI's taxonomy places the organism in Eukaryota, Viridiplantae, Streptophyta, Magnoliopsida, Fabales, Fabaceae.
CUUCUUCUAAGUUAUAUAUAAAAACCCAAAAUAACAAACAUGAGUCCCUUUAACUUCUUCUUCUUCUUCCUCACUUCCUUAUCACUUCUCUCUAUAGCAACAUCUCAAGAAAGAGCACCUCAUGGACUUGUUUAUGAAAACCCUAUAGCUUUUCCACCAUCAGCAUAUCUCUUCUUUCAUCCCAAUGCACGAACUUACGAGACCAAAAACUCUUGUACUACAUCAAAAUGUUCAUCACUUCCUAUGGCAGCUCAAGUAGAAGCUAAUCAGAAAUAUGAAAACAAAGCAUCACAGAAAAGUGGGAAACAAAUUGGAGCUGGUGCUGUGGCUGGCAUUAUCUUUGCUGCUGCUUUUGUUGUUCUUUUAGUUGCUGGAGUCUAUUAUGUUAAGGUCAUUCGUCAAGUUAACAUGAAUAGAACCAUUAAUAAUGCUCAAUCUCAUGCUUAAUAUGUAUUGAAGUAAUAUCUCACUUUCUUAUUUCUUAGUCAUUUGUUCCAUUCUAGGUAAGGUUUUGAUACUCAUGUAUGCUAUAACAUUCAAUCGCUUCUAAUUUCUCAAAUUUUUAUUUGUAUGUGUCUAUGUUGUAUCUAGUGUGUGUACAAGUUCUUCAUUAUACUUUUCUUUAA